This is a messenger RNA of Leopardus geoffroyi (Geoffroy's cat), 802 nucleotides long. RefSeq names its product copper metabolism domain containing 1 (gene COMMD1). Gene Ontology annotation, biological process: copper ion homeostasis; negative regulation of sodium ion transmembrane transport; positive regulation of protein ubiquitination. The record is from RefSeq and is a predicted model, not a curated record. The transcript is spliced from 4 exons. Gene Ontology annotation, cellular component: endosome. The coding region runs from base 38 to 667 and encodes 209 amino acids. NCBI's taxonomy places the organism in Eukaryota, Metazoa, Chordata, Mammalia, Carnivora, Felidae.
UGCGCUCAGCUGCUGGGGGGCGGGGCCGCAGCUGACCAUGGCGGGCGAGCUUGAGGGUUCCAAACCUCUGAGCGGGCUGCUGAGCGGCCUGGCCCAGGAAGCUUUCCACGGGCAUCAAGGCAUCACAGAAGAGCUGCUGCGGAGCCAGCUCUAUCCAGACGUGUCACUGGAGGAGUUCCGCCCCUUUCUGGCUAAGAUGAGAGGGAUUCUUAAGUCAAUUGCAUCUGCAGACAUGGAUUUCAGCCAGUUGGAGGCAUUCUUGACUGCUCAAACCAAAAAGCAAGGUGGGAUCACAUGUGACCAAGCUGCUGUCAUUUCCAAAUUCUGGAAGAGCCAUAAGACAAAAAUUCGAGAGAGCCUCAUGAACCAGAGCCGUUGGGACAGUGGGCUUCGAGGUCUGAGUUGGAGAGUUGAUGGCAAAUCGCAGUCAAGGCAUUCAGCUCAAAUACAUACCCCUGUUGCCAUAAUGGAGCUGGAAAUAGGAAAAAGUGGACAGAAACAAGUCAGGGUUGCCUGGACCAAAAUACGUGUUCCUUUUGACCACACAUUGGCAGGACAGGAAUCUGAAUUUCUGUGUUUGGAAUUUGAUGAAGUCAAGGUCAAUCAAGUCCUAAAGAAGCUGUCAGAGGUAGAAGAAAGUAUCAGCACACUGAUGCAGCCAGCCUAGCUGAAGAUGGAGUUGUUGAAGCAAAGGUGUUCAUGAUCCCUCCCCAGUGAGCUGGGGUGUUUUGUUGUUGUUUUGUCGUUGUUUUUUUUAAAAUCUUAUUCCCCCAUUAGUAUUAAAUCCUCAAAUUCAAAUCUU